AUGGUGGGCAAGGGCAAGGCCGACGUGCUGCAGCAGAAGAGUCCUGCCGAGUUCUUCGCCGACAACCGCACCAUCGCGGGAUUCGACAAUCCCGGCAAAUGCCUGUACACGACCAUCCGCGAGCUGGUGGAGAAUGGGUUGGAUGCCGCCGAGAGCAUCAGCCAGCUGCCGGACAUUGACAUCACCGUUGAGGAGAUCAGCCAGCACCGGCUGAACAAGAUGCGAGGGGUGACCAACCAUGACAGGAUAGAUGAGGAGCUGUACCAGGACUACGAAACAGAGGGUGCCAAGCAGAAGCGGCUGGCCAAGGAGGCAAAGGAGAUGGAGCGGCUGGAGAAGCAGGCAGCCAAGAGCGCCGCGACGCUGGAUGGCAAGAAGAGGGAACUGGAGGCGAGGCGGGCGGCGCAGGCCAAGACCGAGAAGAAUUUCUUCAAAGUCACCGUCAGGGACAACGGCAUGGGCAUGGCCCACAAGGACAUCCCAGACAUGCUGGGCCGAGUGCUGAGUGGCACCAAGUACGGCGUGAAGCAGACGCGGGGCAAGUUUGGGCUGGGCGCCAAGAUGGCGCUCAUCUGGUCCAAGAUGAGCACGGGCCUGCCCAUCGAGGUGACAAGCGCCCGCUGCGGCUCCGCCUCCAUCUCUUACUUCAAGCUGGACCUGGACAUACAGAGGAACCAGCCCAACGUGCACGAGCAGAAGCUUUUGGACAAUGGGGAGGGGUGGCACGGCGCGGAGCUGAGCGUGGUGAUUGCGGGGAACUGGCAGUACUACCGUGCCAAGGUGUUCAAGUACCUGCAGCAGAUUGCGGUCAUCACGCCCUACGCCCAGUUCCGGUUUGUGUUCAAAGCGGAGGAUGAGAAGAGCAGCGUGCGCAUCACCUUUGCACGCCGCACAACCACCAUGCCGCAGCCGCCCAAGGCCACCAAGCACCACCCUUCCUCUGUGGACCUGGAGCUCAUCAAGCGCCUGGCCUCAUCAACCAACUGCACCAGCCUGGCUGCUUUCCUGAGCAAGGAGUUUGACUGCAUCCGCCGCGACCUGGCAGGCACGAAGAUUUCGCUGGAGAUGCGAUGCGACCCCUCUGUCAGCCCUGCCGAGCUGACCGGCAAGCAGUUAGUGGCCAUGCACGACCUGCUGCACCAGCUGCGCUUUCAACCCCCGGAUGGCAACCACCUGAGCCCUGCAGGCGAGUACAACCUGCGGCUGGGCAUCAUGAAGGAGCUCCGCCCCGAGAUGGUUGCCACCCACCAGGGCACCGUGGGGGUGCACGAGGGGCACGCCUUUGUGGUGGAGGCGGCGGUGAGCGUGGGCGGGCGCAACAUCAAGCCCGGCCUCAACAUUCACCGCUUCGCCAACCGCAUCCCGUUGCUGUUUGAGGGCGGCUCGGAUGUAAUCACUCGCACCGCCAUCAAGCGCAUCAACUGGUCUGCCUACAAGAUCAACCAGUCAUCCGACAAGGUUGGGGUGUUUGUGUCGCUGGUGUCAACCAAGAUCCCCUUCAAGGGUGCUGGGAAGGAGUACAUAGCCGAUGAUGUGGAGGAGAUUCAGCAGGCUGUGCGCACCGCCAUCCAGCAGUGCUGCUCGCAGCUCAAGAACAAGAUCUCCAAGCAGCAGGCGGCGCGAGAGCAGCGGCUGCGCAAGAAGAACCUCACCAAGUACAUCCCAAACGUGGCGGCGGCGCUGUUCACGGUGCUGCAGGCGGUGGCAGAGCGCAAGGAGGAGCCAGCAGGCAAGACGACACGCCCAGAGGCGGAGGAGGUGGUGGUCGGGGUGCGGUCAGGCGAGGUCACUGAGCCCACCUUGGCAGCUAAGCUGCAGCAGCAUGUGGAGCAGAUCGACGUAGACAUGGCGCUAGAGUACCAGCUGCAGCAGGGCGUGACCGAGGCAGCCAAGGUGGAGGCCUGCCUGAUGCCGCACAGCGCGCGGCACCAGUAUGGGCCGGAGGCGCACUGCGACGUGGGCGUGAUCCGACGACUGCAGGAGCUGUGA
Molecule: messenger RNA, 1989 nt
Organism: Chlorella variabilis
Lineage: Eukaryota; Viridiplantae; Chlorophyta; Trebouxiophyceae; Chlorellales; Chlorellaceae
Exons: 18
Coding region: 1-1989 (662 amino acids)
Biological process (GO): DNA topological change
Cellular component (GO): cytosol; small ribosomal subunit
Molecular function (GO): DNA binding; ATP binding; DNA topoisomerase type II (double strand cut, ATP-hydrolyzing) activity
Source: RefSeq, a predicted model, not a curated record